Messenger RNA from Pecten maximus, 905 nucleotides. Its product is annotated as NHP2-like protein 1. The record is from RefSeq and is a predicted model, not a curated record. Gene Ontology annotation, molecular function: RNA binding. Bases 142 to 525 code for a protein of 127 amino acids. Gene Ontology annotation, biological process: ribosome biogenesis; maturation of SSU-rRNA; mRNA splicing, via spliceosome. The transcript is spliced from 5 exons. Gene Ontology annotation, cellular component: small-subunit processome; precatalytic spliceosome; nucleolus. NCBI's taxonomy places the organism in Eukaryota, Metazoa, Mollusca, Bivalvia, Pectinida, Pectinidae.
UGUUCCAAAACGAGGCUUUAUCAGAGCACGUGUUAAAAACGUUUUCGUUGUUUACAGACCUCCGUGAAGCGAUAAGCAGAGAGGCGCAAACAUCACACCUCAUCCGUUUUGAAUAUUUUGUAGAAGUUUAAAACAAGAAAAAUGACAGAAGAAGUAAACCCUAAAGCCUACCCCUUGGCUGAUCAAGUGUUCACCACGACAAUCUUGGAAUUGUUGCAGCAGUGUGCAAAUUCCAAACAACUCAAGAAAGGGGCCAAUGAAGCCACAAAAACUCUGAAUCGUGGUAUUGCUGAAUUCAUUGUCAUGGCAGCAGAUGCUGAACCCUUGGAAAUUUUGCUUCAUCUUCCACUCUUAUGUGAGGAUAAGAAUGUACCCUAUGUAUUUGUGAGGUCCAAACAAGCCCUGGGUCGAGCAUGUGGAGUGUCGCGGCCAGUCAUUGCAGCUUCUGUAAUUGUCAAUGAGGGCUCCCAGCUAACGACACAGAUCAAUAAGACUAAAUCUAGCAUUGAAAAACUACUGAUCUAGUGACAUCAUCAUCAUCAUCAUCACCAUUGCAGCUGCUGGUGCAGUGCUGUCAUCAUUAUCACUUAUAUAGACAAGGACAGAUAAACUUUCAGUAAAAGUAAAUAUCUGUUUAUUGAGUUGUAGUAAUGAAUGAUAUAUAGAAUUCUUCCUGAAAUGAUCACUGGCUGUAAAAUGUUCAUAAUCAUUGAUGUGUUUUGAUCAGCAGUGUAUUUUAAUGAACUUUGUAUCGGAUGUGAUACAGUUACCAUGGUUUUAUCUGUUUUUGUCGGUUGAAAUUGAUAUACAUUUUGUUACUUUAAGAUGGAAUGUCAUUCCUGCAAUGAGGAAAAUUUCCUCACAAAUUAUAUAUAUAUGAAUAAAACAAAGUCAGUUUCAUAGAA